Molecule: messenger RNA, 1584 nt
Organism: Myotis lucifugus (little brown bat)
Lineage: Eukaryota; Metazoa; Chordata; Mammalia; Chiroptera; Vespertilionidae
Gene: SNAPC3
Product: small nuclear RNA activating complex polypeptide 3
Exons: 9
Coding region: 91-1329 (412 amino acids)
Biological process (GO): snRNA transcription by RNA polymerase III; snRNA transcription by RNA polymerase II
Cellular component (GO): snRNA-activating protein complex
Molecular function (GO): RNA polymerase II cis-regulatory region sequence-specific DNA binding; bent DNA binding; RNA polymerase III type 3 promoter sequence-specific DNA binding
Source: RefSeq, a predicted model, not a curated record
CGCCGGCCAGGCCACGUGCAACUACAAGUCCCAUCAUGCUGCGCGAGACCUUGAUCCUCCGGCUUUUGCAGGCGAGGGAGUGGGGAGAACAUGGCUGAAAGCAGUCAGGGCGUCCCAACGAGCAGCGGGGUUUGCAGCGAGCAGGACCCGGUCGCCAGCAGUGGCGGCUGCAACUUCCCAGAGUACGAGAUGCCGGAGCUGAGCACACGCGCUUUCCACGUGGGCGCCUUCGGGGAGCUGUGGCGUGACCGGCUGCGCGGGCAAGGGGAUCUGUCGCUGAAGGAGCCGCCGGCAUCCGAGCUGCCUGGGCAAGGAGGGGUCGCCGACCCCGGCUGGGACGAUGCCGCGGUGGCACGGGAUCUGGGCUGCGAUCUGGAGGCAGCGACCGAGCUGAGGGCAGUUUGCGGCCUCGAUAAACUGCAGUGCCUUGAGGAGGACGAGGACCCAGAAGUCAUCCCACAGGAUACUGACCUAGUGACUUUGGGGGUUAGAAAGAAGCUUUUGGAACAUCGGGAAGAAACAUUAACGAUAGAUCGGGCCUGCAGACAAGAAAUACUUGCUUAUGAGAUGGAGUCACAUGCCAUAGGAAAAAAGCCUGAAAAUCCAGCAGACAUGAUUGAAGAAGGGGAACUUAUCCUAUCUGUGAAUGUCUUAUACCCUGUUAUAUUUCAUAAGCACAAAGAGCACAAACCAUACCAGACGAUGCUGGUGCUGGGCAAUCAGAAGCUCACGGAACUAAGGGACUCAAUUUGCUGUGUCAGUGACCUCCAGAUCGGUGGGGAAUUCAGCAACACUCCUGACCAGGCCCCUGAGCACAUCAGCAAAGACAUAUAUAAAUCAGCCUUCUUUUAUUUUGAAGGAACAUUUUAUAACGAUAGAAGAUACCCUGAAUGCAGAGAUCUGAGCAGAACUAUCAUUGAGUGGUCAGAGGCCCAUGACAGAGGCUAUGGAAAAUUUAAGACUGCUAAAAUGGAAGAUUUCACCUUCAAUGACUUAAAUAUUAAACUGGGUUUUCCCUAUUUAUACUGUCACCAGGGAGACUGUGAACAUGUUGUUGUCAUUACUGACAUAAGGCUUGUGCAUCGAGAUGACUGCUUGGAUAGAACACUUUAUCCCCUUCUUAUCAAGAAGCAUUGGCUAUGGACCAGAAAAUGUUUUGUUUGUAAAAUGUACACAGCCAGAUGGGUGACCAACAAUGACAGUUUUGCACCAGAUGAUCCAUGUUUCUUUUGUGAUGCUUGCUUCCGAAUGCUUCACUAUGACUCAGAAGGCAACAAACUGGGGGAAUUCCUCGCUUAUCCUUAUGUUGAUCCUGGAACCUUUAAUUAACCAAUAAAAAGUGUACACUCUAGGAGCAUGAUCAACCUGACACCAUCAGCUAGUUACCCCUACUCCACCCCCAAAAUUUGAAAUUACAGAUUUUCUUAUAAAGUAACUUGAUUGUAUUUAAAUGCUUAAAAAUAUAUUUUACUAUUUAUCACACAAUAUAGUUCUUAUUCAGUUCAGUGCAUUUUGCCCAUCUUAAGUGUAUUUAUCUUACAGAAGGAGCGCUUUAUAUAUUGAAUACAAAUCCUUUGCCAUCUA